GUAUGCUGGAAAUGAAUUUUGAAUUGAAAUGGCGCGGCUUUGUGGUUGUAAACAAAUUUGUUAAAAGCUCGCAUGGGUUUUACUUUUUGAGAAAUUUUAACACUUUCAAAAUGGCAUCAGCUGCAAAGAAACCUAAACUUUCCCAGCCUUCAAUAUCUGGUUCUGAAUCAAAGACCUCCAUUGACGAUUUUAUGAAAAGUCUGCAAGCCAAACGCGAUGUGACCGCUAAGUCGAUUUUGGAGUAUACAUUCAACAAAAAGCGUCUUAGGAUAAUAUCUCAGGAGCAGACGGUGCCUGAUGACUGCGAGGGCAUCGUGUACUGGAUGUCUAGAGACAGUAGAGUGCAGGACAACUGGGCUUUUCUGUUUGCGCAGAAACUUGCGUUGAAGAACGAAGUACCGCUCCACGUGUGUUUUUGUUUGAUUGCGAAGUACUUGGACGCGUCCGUGAGGCAGUUUGACUUCCUUAUCAAAGGCUUAAAAACAGUAGCAGCUCAAUGCGAGGAGCUGGACAUAUCCUUUCACCUGCUAGAAGGAGAUGGGGGGGAUGUCCUACCACAAUGGGUGAUAGACCACAAAAUUGGGGCUGUGGUGUGCGACUUCAACCCGCUGAGGACACCCUUGGGGUGGCUGGAGAAGGCUAAGAAGGGCUUAAAGAAAGAUGUGCCUUUGAUUCAGGUGGACGCCCACAACAUAGUCCCAUGCUGGGUGGCCUCGGACAAGCAGGAGUACUCGGCGCGGACCAUCCGGAACAAGAUAAACUCCAAACUGGAUGAGUACUUGACGCAGUUCCCGCCGGUUAUCAAGCACCCUUACAAGAGUAAAUUUAAACCUGAGCCUAUAGACUGGGAGCAAGCCAUCGAAUCCCGCGACGCCGACAAGUCCGUAGGCCCCGUAGACUGGGCCACUCCGGGCUACCACGCCGCAGUCAAAAUGUUGAAGAGCUUCCUCGACCAGCGGCUCGCGAUAUUCGCCACGAAGCGGAACGACCCCACGCUGGAUGCGCUUAGCAAUCUGUCACCUUGGUUCCAUUUUGGUCAAAUCUCCGUCCAAAGAGUAGCCCUGUGCGUUCAAGAGUACAAGAAGAAAUACACCGAGAGCGUAAACGCGUUCUUAGAAGAGGCCAUCGUGCGCCGAGAACUGGCGGAUAACUUCUGCUUCUAUAAUGAACACUAUGACAGUGUGAAGGGAGCACAUGGUUGGGCGGCUAAGACAUUAGAUGAUCACAGAAAAGACAAAAGAUCGCACAUCUACACACUGGACCAACUAUCCCAGGCCAAAACCCACGACGACCUCUGGAACUCCGCGCAAAUACAACUCAGCAAGGAAGGCAAGAUGCACGGCUUCCUACGGAUGUACUGGGCUAAGAAGAUUCUAGAAUGGACGCCCAGCCCAGAAGAUGCGCUAAAGUAUGCGAUAUACAUGAACGAUCAUUAUAGCAUAGAUGGGCGGGAUCCUAAUGGAUAUGUUGGCUGCAUGUGGUCCAUCUGCGGCACGCACGACCAGGGCUGGGCCGAGCGCGCCGUGUUCGGGAAGGUGCGCUACAUGAACUACGAGGGCUGCAAGCGCAAGUUCUCUGUGCCCGCCUUCGUGGCCAGGUACGGGGGGAAGGUGCACAAGUACGUGCCUAACAUACAUGUUAGGCACGUACUGACUACUGACAGUGUUACCGGGACUGCUGUCUAAAUUACUAUAAACACAUGUACUUACUCGUAAAAGUCGUCAUAGGUGUCGAUUUAUAGGUUUCCGGGGGUGGAGUAGUUCUGUAUUGAAACUGGAAAUUUACUAGCCUUUGUAGCGACUAGCGAGUUAUGGGGGGAAGGUGCACAAGUACGUGCCUAAGAAGUAGACAGUGUUACCAGGACUGCUGUCAAAAUUACUAAUAACACAUGUACUUACUAGUAAAAGUCGUCAUGGGUGUCGUUUUAUAGGUUUCCGGGGGUGAAGUAGUUCUGUAUUGAAACUGGAAAUUUACUAUACUUAAUUGCCUUUUUAGCGAGGUAUGUGGAAAGGUUCAUAAGUAUGUGCUAAGAAAUAAGCAUUUAAAAAGUCAAAUACGCUCACAAAAAAAAAUUAGACCAACUUGGAAGAUGGACGCCAAAAAAAAGGCAAGAGAAAAAACGCAGAUUGUCUUGAUAUGAGGCUUGCGAGCCCUUUUCACGCCGAAGCACUAACUAGUGGCGAUUCAUGACCGCGUUCCUGGCCCGAAUUAGCUAUGAAUCGUUUGUCUUUAUCUGUCAUUUUGACUUAUGUAUUUGUAAGAAAGGGAUAAAACAUAAUUUAACUAAAUCAGGCCCGUAAAGUUUUCUAAAUAAGGGGCACAAUGCCUUUUGGCUGUGAGUUGUGUUCGACAAUCCGGUAUGAACUAGGAUAGUUGCAAGCGAAAAAAUGUACCCGCUCUGUUGCGGGUUACGGAGGAAAAGUUCAUAAGUACGUGCCAAAAAAGUAGGCUUGGGUUGGGCUCGGAACCGGUAUUUUUUAAAAACCCCGAAAUAGCCCAAUAUUUUAAUUAUUUUAAUGCUCAUUACGUAGGACUGAAUCAUGUUUUUAGGAAACAAUUUUGCAUUAUUAAAACGUCCCAUUAAAAAUGAAAUUAUAAACAAAAGAACGAAAAAGAACGUAAUAAUACCGGUAUUUUUGUAUGGAGCAAAUACCGGUUUCCGACCCCUGCUUGGGCAAUGAAAGCAUCGGCCAAUUUGUUUUGAUUGAAUUGAAAUUUUCACAGAUGUAUUUCUGUUGCCGCUAUAACAACAAAUACUAAAAACAGAAUAAUAUAAAUAUUUAAAUGGGGCUCCCAUACAAUAAGCGUGAUUUUUUUUUGCUGUUUUUUUCCGUAAUGGUACGUAACCCUUCGUGCGCGAGUCCGACUUGCACUUGGCCGGUUUUUAUCAAUUUCAAUUAUUUAUUUAUGGCGUAGAAAUCUCCACUAAAUAGUACCGUCAGCACAGAGCGUAAGUCACUGACUUUCACCGGCAUUCCCCAUUUGGUCAACUUCUACCACAACCUACUAUUAUUUAGAAUCCACUAACUCCUACGACUUUGUGCUUCUCGAGGAUUAGUUCUAUUUAAUCUACAAGAGAAUGAAAUUGGAAUAUUGAUAUCAGAAGACUGUGUGAGGGUAUUUAGUGUACAUUCAAUCACAUUAUUUUUUAAGGGGCUACCCGAGGUUACAUCGAUUUUUGUCAAGUUUUCAAUCGUAUCUCCUACUUUUGCACUACAGAUAGAAUUAUAAGACAAACGGAUAUGGGUUCUUCAAUCUUUUAUCUCCAUUUUUGUCUACCGGAUUUUGAAGGAGAUGAAUACUUAUAUUUUUUUUUUUACAUUCUCUAAAAACACUUUUUUUGUAUCUUGAUUGCUGUUGGGUUCGUCUUUGACGUCUAAAAAUUUGUCAAAGGUUUUAAUUUUAAGCUAAUUAACACAAAAGUUAUGGCCAGAAAACUAGUUUUUCGGCCUAAAAUUGUUCAACUUGACGCCAAAUAUCUCGAAAACAAUUAACUUUGAAGUAAAUUACUGUUAAUAUUAUGAUUGGCUACAAAAAACAUUAGAAAAGUAAGGGAUUCAGAUCUAAGGUCAUUUGGGGCAUGAGAUCCCCUUAAAAGAAAGAAACUAUUAGUCUAUAAAUAGCUAGAAUAAGCUUAGGAUUCAAUUAUUGUGAUUUUAAAAUUAAUGUAGAUAGGUUUUUAACGGAUAUUAAGUACCUAAGUGUCCAAUCUCAGUAAUCACGUUAUUUUUAUAUCAAUUUUUCCUGUGUUUAAGUAAGACUAGCAUGUUUAAGUUAAAAUGAUACCUGCUACUUGUCAAGACUUGUCUAUAUUCUAAUCAUGCUAAAAACUAUACAAAUAGAUCAUUCAUCUCAUUUCAUUUCAUUUCAUAUUUCCAUCAUCACAAUAUCUGAGUAUGUAAAGAUGUUGCGUUUAAAGGGUUUUAAGCUUCCAAACGAGUUCCAGAAAAACAAAAUGACUCUUAAGGGGCCCACUGAUUAUCAGUCCGCCGGACGAUAUCAGCCUGUCAGUUGUUCGGAACUCUCAACUUUUUGUUCUGACAGGCCAGUCCGGCGGACUGAUAAUCAGUGGGCCCCUUCAAUGUAUUACUUACUCUGCUCUAGUCUAGUGUAAUCCAAACACGAGUCAUUUUGUUGAAAAAAAUUUUUUAUUAAUAAAAGUUUGAUUGAAAGCACGUAGGUAUCACAACGAUCAGUUUUUCUGUUACCCAUUAGUUAUGUUUUUAUUUAUUACAUGUACGUAAUUGAGUAAUAUACUUCUGUAUGUUACUUAAUUACACUUAAUAGUAAAAUUUCAAAAGUUACCUUCAUGAUAUCAAAUGUACAAACUAACGUGUACCUGAGUAGACUCGAAUCCUCCGAUCAAUAAAGUAUUG
Molecule: messenger RNA, 4376 nt
Organism: Cydia strobilella
Lineage: Eukaryota; Metazoa; Arthropoda; Insecta; Lepidoptera; Tortricidae
Gene: phr
Product: deoxyribodipyrimidine photo-lyase-like
Exons: 7
Coding region: 3-1685 (560 amino acids)
Biological process (GO): photoreactive repair
Molecular function (GO): deoxyribodipyrimidine photo-lyase activity
Source: RefSeq, a predicted model, not a curated record